UUGAAAUAUCCUCAAUGAAGGUUGUGGCUUUGAAAGGGCUUGGGACACCGAUCUCCAGUCAGUUCAUUUCAAAGUACAACGCUACGCAUUUAGCUAACGACGUAUGAGGAUAAACACAGACGACUAGGCUUAGCAAGCGUACAAAGAGUUGAUCUGUACAAGGUAUUGUAAUGGUUCACAUGUUCACAAGAAUGAUUGCUACCCCCACAAGUCAUUUUAAGCUACCUAAAUGGGCAAUUGUCGUUGUUGACGCUGUAUGUGGCAGCGGCGCUCCGCGGCUUUAACGCAGCUCGGAGCAAAGAUCCAGACCAGACGUCCAUCAUAAUCCGCAGUGUCAACAUCUCCAGUCAACUCCUGGCGGUGGAGGUUACUCUGUAAGCCAGUCUGCUUUCUAUGCGCUAUGCAAGCGAACACAACGCGGGGCUUCUUGUGGUCGGACGUAGAAACGAGGACCUUGUUAAACAUCUGGGGCGAACAGGACAUCCAGGCGGCGUUGGAUGGAAACUUCCGAAACAGCUUCGUCUACCGCGACGUUUCCCGGAGGCUGGGGGCCAUGGGGUUUGAAAGGACGCCGGAACAAUGCAGGGUGCGGAUCAAAAGCCUCAAGAGACAGUACUUAUUGGCAAAGGAAGGUAAUCUGCGGAACAACGGGCAGUAUCACAAGAUUUGUAAGUUUUAUGACACCAUGGAGAGGAUUUUGAGCAACCGGCCUGCACUUGACCCUCAGGAGUUGAUAGAGAGCGGAGUGGGAGGAGAGGAGGCCGUGGAUGGCCUGGACGAGGAUGGAGAAGAUGUUCAGGAUGCGUACUCGGAGAACACAGGGGAGUGUCCUUAUCCUGCAGAGACUGAAGUGAAGUUGGAAUACCCAACUGUUCCCAUCCCCAUUCCAGUUAAAGUGACAGUGGGCAAUAACAGUACUUCAGUAAGGCCACAUAACAGCAGCCAGUCGACCAGUAAUUUGUCAGCCAGAACGCCUAAACGCCCAAGGAAGCGGCGUGCGAACUUCCCCAUGGAGAAGCUAAUGGAGCAGUUCCUGGAGCAGAGCGCCCAGGCUGAGGACAACUUCUACCGCAUGGAGGAGCAGCGCUUGCAAUCAGAAGACCGCCGCAGAGAAGCCGAACACACCAGGGAGCUGCACAUGCUUCAGAUGCUCGGCCAGAUGUUCUCCAACAUCUCUUCCGCAAGACCCGGCUCCGCAGCCACUCCCUCCAAAACGGCUCCUCCCGUCCGAACUCCUGUGUUCUCCAGUGCCUCCUCGUCAUGUGCACGUGGCCAGUCCAGUCAUGUCAGACGCCCCUCACCACAGAAAGACUGUUUCGCCCAACAAAGUCAGCUGUUGAACCCAGAUCCCCAGGCAUUAGUAUUUGAACGCUACUACAGUUUGGGGUCUGCAUCACACAGAAGCAUGGAUGAUGACAUCGUCUCACUAAUAAAGACCAUAGUCCCUCCGCUGACAUCCAAAAAGCACAAGGGGCAAGAUGGACGUAUUGGGAUCAUUGGAGGAUGCCAAGACUAUACUGGAGCUCCAUACUUUGCUGCCAUCUCAGCACUGAAAGUGGGGGCUGACUUGUCUCAUGUGUUCUGCACCAAAGACGCUGCAUCUGUAAUCAAAUCAUACAGCCCGGAGCUCAUUGUUCAUCCUGUUCUGGACAGUCCUAAUGCGGUGGAAGAGAUAGAAAAAUGGCUCCCAAGACUGCACAGCCUUGUGGUGGGACCAGGUCUAGGGAGAGAAGACUUGUUACUGAAAACAGCUAAGGAAGUGAUAGAGAGGUCUAAAGCAAGAGAUAUCCCUAUAGUCAUUGAUGCAGAUGGAUUAUGGUUGGUUACACAGCAACCAUCUGUCAUUCAAGGGUACCAGAAGGGCAUCCUUACACCUAAUUUCAUGGAAUUCACUCGACUGUAUGAGUCACUGCACCAUGAGCCCAUGGACAGCAGUGAUCAUCAACGCAAUGUCAUGCAGCUCAGUGUAGCCAUGGGAAACCUCACUCUGGUGCUAAAAGGAGAACAGGAUCUCAUUACAGACGGUAGUAAGGCGAUAUCAUGCAGUAUUGAGGGCAGUGGGAGAAGAUGUGGUGGACAGGGCGAUCUUCUGUCUGGAUCCCUGGGAGUUUUGGCACACUGGGCCCAUGCUGCCUCUGCAGCUGGAAUGUUCAGAAGUGUGAAUCCAUCAGUGGUCGCAGCAUUUGGGGCCUGUUCUCUUACAAGACAGUGCAACAGUCAAGCAUUUCAGCAACAUGGCAGGUCCACCACCACAUCAGACAUGAUCCAGGAGAUUGGGUCGGCCUUCAAAAAGUUAUUUGAAAGCUGAAAAGUCCAACUGACAUAGAAAAAUCUAUAUUGUUUUAAAAUCUAUACCUACAUACUCAAAUGUGCAUUUUUAACUGUUAAUAUAACAUGAGUGGGCUAGUAAAUGUUCUCAUCAAGGUGAAUUUGAAUGAAGGGUAGAGAGGUGUGGACUGUCUCUUCAAAGAUGGCACACACAUUUGGUGCACUUACUUGUUGUUUGAGGUGUAUUAAACAAACUCUAUAAGAAAACCAACAAACAUGUCUUCCAUCUCUGAAGCAGUAUUGUGAAUGCAUUCAGCACAAAUGUUGAGGUAGCAAAAAUUUCACAAUCCACCAUAGAGACAGAGACCCCAAGUCAAAUGGAGCCUCAGUAAACCAAAAGGCUGUUUGAAUUUUGCAAUAAAUAAUGAACAAUG
This is a messenger RNA of Scatophagus argus, 2702 nucleotides long. RefSeq names its product NAD(P)HX dehydratase (gene naxd). Gene Ontology annotation, molecular function: ATP-dependent NAD(P)H-hydrate dehydratase activity. NCBI's taxonomy places the organism in Eukaryota, Metazoa, Chordata, Actinopteri, Scatophagidae. The transcript is spliced from 11 exons. Gene Ontology annotation, biological process: metabolite repair. The coding region runs from base 401 to 2308 and encodes 635 amino acids. The record is from RefSeq and is a predicted model, not a curated record.